Molecule: messenger RNA, 1970 nt
Organism: Spodoptera litura
Lineage: Eukaryota; Metazoa; Arthropoda; Insecta; Lepidoptera; Noctuidae
Gene: IntS14
Product: integrator complex subunit 14
Biological process (GO): snRNA 3'-end processing
Cellular component (GO): integrator complex
Source: RefSeq, a predicted model, not a curated record
ACAAUAAACAUUGACAUCAUUGUCAACGUCAACGUUGGUUUGGUAAACGCUGUUGAAUAAAUGUUUCGAAAACAAAUUAUGUACUAAUUCUUUUUAGUUUUGUGUUAAUAGUUAGAUUUUAAUCGAACAAUAUGCCUACGGUGAUAUUAAUGGACGUUUCGCUAUCAAUGUCGCGGCCUGUCCCGACUUCUGACACAACAGAGACACAUACCCGGCACACGAUAGCUACUGCUGCCGUGAACACAUUUUUGGACUAUUUAACUAUCCACGCUAAAUUAGAAUAUGUGGCCCUAGUCUCAUUCUCAUCCGUUUACGAAGUGGCUGUUCCUUUUACUCGAGACUUUGACAGCAUACGCAGCAAGUUAUUGUCAUUAGAGGAAGGAGACAAAACCUGCAUAGACACUGCUUUGCUUGGUGUAAACCAGCUGGUACUCAAUGAGUGGGGAGGAUGUCAAACGCCUGUGCAAAUAAUAUUGAUAACAGAUGGAAGCAGUGGUGUGGGUGCUAUUGGCAGGAACCGGAUGGUGCAAGCUCUGCCCUUGCCUCCCUCUUAUCCAGCAAAAAUACACAUAUUGCCUAUUGUGUCCCCUCAUGACCCUUGUCUACAACAUGCAAUGCCACUUUACCAGAAAAUAGUGGACCUAGCAAAUAACACAACCAGUAACUCUAAUGGCAAUAUGUCUCGUGGAACUAUCUACUGCCCUGAUCAGCUUUCUGUGCCUGGGGUAAUAACAGCUAUGACAAGGCUCUGUGAACAGCACUAUCAGGAAUUCUGGUGCACUCUGAAGUGUGGCCAGCUAGAGGCGCGCGUGCAGUUGUUCCCCGCGCCACAAACUAUUACACUUGAAGAGCUAGCUGCUACCUACACGCUCGCCAAUCAAAUACACGUCAUUGGUUUUAUACAACAACAGGAACUUAGUACCCCAAUAGCAUUAAGUAAGCACUUAGUAAUACCGCAAGCUCAACCAGGAACCACUCCAGCGCCGAGAGAAAAUUACGGCUCCAAAACUCCUACUAAGGAGGUGUCCAGUACGGAUGGUUCCGCGGCAGAGGAAGACAUGUCAGAUCCUAGCAAAGUUCCUAAUUUUUGUGUCCUGCUACAUGGAGCUCUCAAGGUAGAAGGCAUGGCCGCAGUAGUAUUGCUUGGCGCAGACUGGUGGGGAACUCUAACAGCUUCGUGUGAAGCGUCACGUGGACGUCGUUCGUGUUUGUUGCUCAGCGUCAUGAGGCCGGGAGCUUCUGCCGCUCCUUGGCUCGGCGCCCUCGAUCAACUUGGACCUGCUGAAGAAGGCACUACUUCCACGGAUACAUUCCCUAUAAGAUCGUGGCGUUCGUACAGUAGUGGAGGAUCUGCAUGCGCGUGGGCACGUCCACACGCACUACUCGCUGACGUACAGAAAGUCCUUCGACAUGCAAGGAAACUACCUGACAAGACACAACACCUCUUCAAGGAAUUGAACAGACUCCGUCGAGCAGCCAUUUCCCUAGGCUUCUCAGAGCUACUAACAGCGAUCGGAAACGCGUUAGAGCGUGAAUGCACGGCUUUACCGCCUACAGCGCCCUCUGAGUGCGCGCUACAACUUGCUCAUGCAGCAAACGCCCUACGUGACCCGAGGACGGCCUUAGACAUAAAACACACGCUGACUCCAUUAGGCCAUGCCACUCCAAUGACACAUUAGUUUUACUGUAUUUCUAUGAAGCAAUCUAUGAAGAGUUUGAGAUUGUUUCCAACAUUGAACCAAAAUGCGAUUGUACUGCCUAAAUCCAGCACGGUAUUUAAAAAGAAAUAUGUUAAAUUCAUUGUGAUUGAUUUGGACCACAGAAUUUCUGUCCUGACAUUAAUAGAGAUAAUUUAACCGAAUUGCCUGUUAAGGCUACUGUCUGUAUAAUAAUAUCUCUACCCGAAUAGUUGAAGUAGGUUUAUUUAGUGUAACUUUAAUGUAAUUAAUGAAUAAAAAAUAUCCAUUUUA